GAGCCAUAUAAGAAGAAGUAAUAGAUAGAUAGAUAGCACAUAACACAGCUUUAGAGAGAGCAGCAACAAUGGCACUGCUGUGUGGUACAGCUUCGGUGAAGUUUCCUUCAUCUUCAUUCACUCCUCACAAAAAUGCAACAGCUAAAUCAUCCUUUGUUGGCUUCCAAUUGCCACUUUCAAAGCUUUCAUUAUCUUCUUCUUCUUCUGUUCGGACCCAUUUCCCUGCAACUUUCCGUGUCCGUUCUCAGCAAGAGGAUUCUUCCCUAGUCACACAAGAUCCACGCUUCAUGUGCGUUGAACCCGAACCCCGAUUCAAAGGCCCGGACAUUUGGAACAAGACCUAUUAUCCAAAAGCUGCAGAUCAUGUGAUUCAUGAGAAAACAUGGUAUGUUGUUGAUGCUACUGAUAAAAUUCUUGGAAGACUAGCAUCAACAAUUGCUAUUCACAUCAGAGGGAAAAAUUUAGUGACCUAUACUCCCAGUGUGGACAUGGGUGCGUUUGUAAUUGUGGUAAAUGCAGAAAAGGUUGCUGUAAGUGGGAAAAAGAGGACCCAAAAGCUUUAUAGGAGGCACUCGGGACGACCUGGUGGUAUGAAAGUGGAGACAUUUUCCCAGCUACAGAACAGAAUUCCUGAAAGAAUUGUUGAACAUGCUGUUCGUGGCAUGCUUCCAAAAGGGAGGCUUGGCAGGAAACUAUUCACCCACCUGAAGGUUUAUAAGGGCCCAGAUCAUCCACAUGCAGCGCAGAAGCCCAUUGACUUGCCAAUAAGGGAUAAGAGAAUACAGUUGGACAGAUAGGUCAUAUAUGUACCAGAAAAAAUGGAAUGAUAUAUGAAAAACAUAGAUCAUUGUCUGAUGCAUUCCACAGAACUUUUGAGUUUCUUGCUCUAGCUGCUAGCUUGCUGAUGUAGGUUUGAAUCUUGGACUGCAAUAUUUUUUUAAUAUGCUUUUUAUUGGCAACUUUUUCAUUUGAAGGAAAUCUUCCAUCCCU
Molecule: messenger RNA, 990 nt
Organism: Gastrolobium bilobum
Lineage: Eukaryota; Viridiplantae; Streptophyta; Magnoliopsida; Fabales; Fabaceae
Product: large ribosomal subunit protein uL13c
Exons: 4
Coding region: 69-797 (242 amino acids)
Biological process (GO): negative regulation of translation; translation
Cellular component (GO): ribosome; cytosolic large ribosomal subunit
Molecular function (GO): structural constituent of ribosome; mRNA binding
Source: RefSeq, a predicted model, not a curated record